Molecule: messenger RNA, 2497 nt
Organism: Penaeus vannamei (Pacific white shrimp)
Lineage: Eukaryota; Metazoa; Arthropoda; Malacostraca; Decapoda; Penaeidae
Source: RefSeq, a predicted model, not a curated record
AUGGCCGUCAUUCCAGGGGACAAGAAUUCUGUCGAGAUAACAGGUCGUUGCCGCCAGAAGCAGCGCCUUGCAUUGCCGCCUCUGCUCUUUUUGGCAGAUGCUCGUGCCAUUCAGCUUUCAUUAGUCAUGACAAUGAACGGCGAGGAAAACGAGCAGGAGUGGAAGCAGGAGGCUGCUGCAGCAGAAGCAGAACACAAGGAGGGUCACGAGGAUCUGAAAGACGAGUCGACCGGGGAUGAGCAGCUGUCCAACAGCAGAAUGGCGCAUCUGCUGGCUGUGUACCAGAACAAGGUGCAGGACAGUAAGAGGGUCAUCGCGAGGCUGAAGAGGCAGAAGGAUUCCCAGCUGCAGGCAGUGAUCAGCCAACUGCUCCUGCUCGAAGCUCAGUUGAGGAAGGAGCAGAAAGGCAUCGUCAGCGAACUGGCUCAGCGGGACCACGUCAUCCUCGCUCAGCGUCAAGAGAUCGACCGUCUGAGAAGAGACAACAGAAGGCUGACAACUGAAGAAAGAGCGAGAUGCGCCAGAGGAGCGGACCAGGUGGAGCCCAGGCUGAAGAUCAGCCGGGUCGAGUCCUGCGAGGAGAGCGCGCUGCCAGCGGCCGCCGUCCCGAGACAGAGUCAGUCCGCGGCCUCGGGGUCGCCUCCCAGCCGCAAGUCCUCCUCGGGCAUGAUCCGCGUGGCGACCAGUGUGUCACAGCUGAUCAACUGCAGUAGUGAGUCCAGUUUUUUGAAACCUCAGCAAAUGCUCAACGACAUAAAUGUCAGCAACCCCGUCAGCCAUUCGACAGCAGAAACCGUGAACCCCAACGUGGCCUCCGUGCGGGCAACCACCGACCGGGUGUUUCACAAACCGCCCAUCGCCGAGAAGCCCCGAGUCACCAGUCGGAUCGCCAGGGGCCAGCACGGCAAUCUCAAGGGCCAGCAGCACCUGGUGAGAAGUUACGGAGGAAAACAGUGCACCAUUGUAUCAACUAUCAGUCGCCUGCUGGAGGAGGAGUCUGACGCAACGACCACAGGCAGCUCCGGCAGCAGCGAGCCCUCUUCCCCUGAGGCAACCCUGAAGCUGGUCACUCCAAGAGUCAUACGUCUUGCAAAGCAGUACGAGGAAGGACUCAACACCAACUCGCAAAAUAUACAUAUUUAUAACAACCAGGGCUCUGCGGAGUCCUCUCCAGAGUCGCUCAGACACGAAGACCGAAAUUCCAAGUCGUACAUCAUGGAUGAAUAUGAGGUAACAAGUGGAUACAACAGCGAUGCCAUCAGCGACCACGAAUAUGAGAAUAUUCGUGUGUUAACUCAGGGAAGUAGUGACGUUUCCAGUAAACAUGGAAAGGACGAAAGUCAAGAUGAGGAAGAAGAUAAUUAUGUUGUCCUGAGAGCCGUCAAAGAAAACCAAGAGACAGGGAACUGGGUGGACGUCCCUGAGGACCAGCAUAUAUAUUCUAAUGUAGAAUUUGCCUCUGGACUCAUGGUUAAGGAAGUGGAUGAAGACACGGAAAAGGAAUCAGAAACUUCUACAGAGGAAAAGGAUGAAAAGGAAACUUCAAGCACAGGAUCUAAGAGCAGUCUGCAUGGGGAAGGGAAGAACAAAGUUCUAGAGACAAACUUAGAUGCUUUGGAUUCAUCUGCUUCUGAAAAUCAAAUGCUUUCUGAAAGUUUACGCACUGCCUUGAAUGUACCUCGGUCACGACACAACAUAAACCUCAUCAUGGAAACCGACGGGGACCACAUGACUGAGAACUUCGAAGAGUUCACCCUGGACUCUCUGGAGCUAGAGGAGGAGCAUGAUGAUGGGGACAGAGGCAGAGGGAAGGAAAACCUACCAAUUUCAGAACAGCGGAGAUGUGGCGACGGAGCGGAAACUAAGCUUGACAACAAGAUGAGAGAAGAGGCUAAAAAUGACGGAAAUGCCAACAGUGCAUCAGCAGCUAUCGUAAUAUCAUCUGGACAAUAUGAGAAAUUCUUAGAGGCUACUGGUCUAAGCCAAAAGUCAAUACUGACUCCAACGCGAAUGUUCUCUAAUCAUAGGUCUAUGCUGAAGCCACGAGAUAUUAAGCAUCGCAACAAGCUCCGCGCAGCAUUCACCACUCUCUCCACGCUAGAGGAGACUCCUGGCUCUGGUGGAGUUUAUAAAUACUGGACAGAGCCCUACCUAUAAACCCUACCUCAUUUCUCAUAUGUUGCAUGACUAGCUAUGAUGAGUCUUAGCUAUGGAUUGAUUUGGGGUAAUUUUCCCAUUACGGUUAAUGGAAAAUUAGGCUUAAAGUAAUCUAGCAUAAGGCUCAUGGUUGCUGUAAUGUAGCAUAGUUUGAGAUUAAUUAACAUUAGUGCGAUUGCUUAAGAUUACCAGUGUACAGUAUUUCAGAGAUUGUGAACUCCAGUCAAAUGUGAUCAAUUUGAACAUGUGGUCACUUGAUCAAGUAUCAUUGUCUCUAUUUCUUACUCUCUCUCUCUCUCUCUCUCUUCUCUCUCUCUCUCUCUCUCUCUCUCUCUCUCUC